AUGCUGUCCAAGCUUUUCUUCCUCGCUCUGGCCCUCACACCCUUUGUCUCGGCGCAUGGCAAGGUCACGGUCGUGACAGGGGACGCCGGUGGCAACGGCACGGCCCUAGCAAUCAAGGGUGGCGUCGUCCCGGGAACGGGUCCAAACACCAAGACUGAAGUAGACACUACCGUCUUCAGCAAGACCAACAUCCUCUCCGACGGGCUGGGCAAGACCACCGGCUCCGGCAAGAACACCAUCUCCAUGGUGGUAGAAGCCAUGAGCCUGUCGGGCACCACCCUGCCUCAAAUCACAGCAGGCGGUAAUAUCUCGGGCACCUUCCACAUCGUGACCACUGACGGUGCCGGCCCGAUCCAAGCCGUUCUCGACCCGACCGCCACGGGGAAGUUCUCCACCGGCAUCCCGCUCACCGUGCUCGAGCAGAUCCCGGGUAAGAACGGCAAUAUCGCGGCAUCCAAGAAGCAGCAGCAGCAGCAGCAGCAGCAGCAGCAGAGGAGAACACUCUGGCGGCGCGCGCUAGAAUCUACGGGCCGUCUCGUCCUUCUGAAGAGAGCGGCCAACGUCAACCAGAGCUUCGACUUCAAGUUCUCCGUGCCUGCGGGCACGACGUGCACUGGGACGGUGGCGAGCAUGACCGGGGUGUGUCUGGUCAAGAUUGCCAACUCGAACAAGGCAGGGCCGUUCGGGGGCGUUGUUCCUGUCCAGAUGGUCGGCGCUGGGGGUGCGGCUGCGGCUGCGGCGCAGGCAGCGGCAUGCGGGAGGUCGUUUAGGGCUUAA
Messenger RNA from Chaetomium strumarium, 777 nucleotides. RefSeq lists its product as uncharacterized. The transcript has 2 exons. The record is from RefSeq and is a predicted model, not a curated record. Bases 1 to 777 code for a protein of 258 amino acids. Lineage: Eukaryota; Fungi; Ascomycota; Sordariomycetes; Sordariales; Chaetomiaceae.